This is a messenger RNA of Tachyglossus aculeatus (Australian echidna), 2035 nucleotides long. It is a transcript of the gene TM9SF4, whose product is annotated as transmembrane 9 superfamily member 4. Bases 27 to 2018 code for a protein of 663 amino acids. Gene Ontology annotation, cellular component: membrane. Lineage: Eukaryota; Metazoa; Chordata; Mammalia; Monotremata; Tachyglossidae. The transcript is spliced from 18 exons. The record is from RefSeq and is a predicted model, not a curated record. Gene Ontology annotation, biological process: protein localization to membrane.
UCACGUCGGCGACACGUGGACCCAAGAUGGCGGCGGCGGCGGAGGUGUGGACGCGUCCUCUGCUGCUGCUGCUCGGCCUGGUCGCGGCCGCGGGCGCCUUCUACGUGCCCGGCGUGGCCCCCAUCAACUUCCACCAGAACGACCCCGUGGAAAUCAAGGCCGUGAAGCUGACCAGCUCCCGCACGCAGCUGCCGUACGAGUACUAUUCCCUGCCGUUCUGUCAGCCCAGCAAGAUCACCUACAAGGCCGAAAACCUGGGGGAGGUGCUCCGCGGGGACCGGAUCGUCAACACGCCGUUCGAGGUGCUGAUGAACAGCGAGAAGAAGUGCGAGGUCCUGUGCCCGCAGCCCCCCGCCGGGCCCCCGCCGCCCGCCCAGCCCGCCCAGCCCACCACCCUCAGCCGCGCCCAGAGCCGCCUGGUCGCCGAGCGAAUCCACGAGGACUACUACGUCCACCUGAUCGCGGACAACCUUCCCGUGGCGACGAGGCUGGAGCUGUACUCGGCCCGGGGGCCCGGCGGGGGACCUCCGGACGCGGACCCCGGCCCGGCCCGCCGCAAAGACAAGGACAUCCAGUUCGAGCACGGCUAUCGCCUUGGCUUCGUGGACGGCAGCAAGUUUUAUCUGCACAACCACCUGGCCUUCAUCCUGUACUAUCACCGCGAGGACGUGGAGGAGAACCAGGAGCCCACCUACCGCGUGGUCCGCUUCGAGGUGGUCCCUCAGAGCAUCAGGCUGGACGAGCUGAAGACGGACGAGAAGAAGUCCUGCAUCCUGCCCGACGCCGCCAACUCCGCCCCCCAGGAGAUCGAUCCUGCCAAGGAAAACCAGCUGUUCUUUACCUACUCGGUGCAUUGGGAGGAAAGCGACAUCAAGUGGGCUUCGCGCUGGGACACCUACCUCACCAUGAGCGACGUCCAGAUCCACUGGUUUUCCAUCAUCAACUCGGUGGUGGUGGUCUUCUUCCUGUCCGGUAUCCUCAGCAUGAUCAUCAUCAGGACCCUCCGCAAAGACAUCGCCAACUACAACAAGGAGGAUGACAUCGAAGACACCAUGGAGGAGUCGGGCUGGAAACUGGUGCACGGAGACGUCUUCCGGCCGCCCCGCUAUCCGAUGAUCCUCAGCUCCCUCCUGGGCUCCGGGAUCCAGCUCUUCUGCAUGAUCCUCAUCGUCAUCUUUGUGGCCAUGUUGGGGAUGCUGUCGCCCUCCAGCCGGGGGGCUCUGAUGACCACAGCCUGCUUUCUCUUCAUGUUCAUGGGAGUGUUUGGGGGCUUCUCGGCGGGGCGUCUCUACCGAACCCUAAAAGGCCAUCGCUGGAAGAAAGGAGCGCUCUGCACGGCCACGCUCUACCCCGGAGUCGUCUUCGGCAUCUGCUUCGUCCUGAACUGUUUCAUCUGGGGGAAGCAUUCGUCCGGAGCCGUUCCCUUCCCCACCCUGGCUGCCCUGCUGUGCAUGUGGUUCGGGAUCUCGCUGCCCCUGGUCUACCUCGGCUACUACUUCGGCUUCCGGAAGCAGCCCUACGACAAUCCGGUCCGCACCAACCAGAUCCCGCGCCAGAUCCCGGAGCAGAGGUGGUACAUGAACAGACUCGUCGGGGUCCUCAUGGCCGGGAUUCUGCCCUUCGGAGCCAUGUUCAUUGAACUCUUCUUCAUCUUCAGCGCCAUCUGGGAGAACCAGUUCUACUACCUGUUCGGCUUCCUGUUCCUGGUGUUCCUCAUCUUGGUGGUGUCCUGCUCCCAGAUCAGCAUCGUCAUGGUCUACUUCCAGCUCUGUGCCGAGGAUUACCGCUGGUGGUGGAGGAUAUUCCUCGUCUCCGGGGGCUCGGCCUUCUACGUCCUGAUUUACGCCGUCUUCUACUUCGUCAAUAAGCUGGACAUCGUGGAGUUCGUCCCGUCCUUGCUGUACUUCGGCUACACGGCCCUCAUGGUCCUCUCCUUCUGGCUCCUCACGGGCACGGUGGGCUUCUACGCGGCCUACGUCUUCGUCCGCAAGAUCUACGGAGCCGUCAAGAUAGACUGAGGCCCGGUUGGCGGGGG